AAGCAAUGCAGAGUAUGUUUCCCUUAACUCUCCACUUAACCACUGACUCGGAAGCUAUGAAUCUGAAACUAACUUCAGCAUCGUCAACCUCAGGUAGUUGUAGCUUACUAAAAACACCAGGCUAACCCGGUCUGUCACUACCUGACGCGACAGUGCGCUCAUCUGUAUGAUUUUCUUUCGCCCCACGAGUUUUCAAGGACAAGCUCUCGUCAAACUUGCAGCUUUUUAGCUCAUAAAUGCGCCACCAGCUGCUGGCUGCUAGCAAGCAGAGUGUCAGCGGCUGAUCGACAACAAAGAGGGAGAGAGAGCAGCUGCUGCAGCUGCACACCGCUGGAGAGGCUGCUCACGGUGCUGCAGUUUGAUUUCACUGCAGAGUUUACAGUAAUCUGGCUGACAUGACGGGGGUGGCCUCUCCGGAGAAGGCGGCGAGCACCAAGAAGAAGAGCGAGAGGAAGUGUGCCACCAAAGAGGAGUACAGACAGCUGUCCAGCAUCAUGGGAGUCAUGAACAACCUGCGGAAACAGGGUACUCUCUGUGAUGUGACCCUGGUGGUUCAGGGGAAACACUUCUCUGCCCACAGAGUAGUGUUGGCUGCUGCAAGCCACUUCUUCAGCCUCAUGUUUACCACCAGAAUGAUGGAGUCGAUGUCCCAUGAGGUGGAGCUCAGGAGUGCCGAGCCUGAGAUAAUUGAGCUGCUGAUUGAAUUUAUCUACACAGCUCGGAUCUCUGUGAACAGCAGUAAUGUCCAGUCAUUGCUAGAUGCAGCCAACCAGUACCAGAUUGAGCCUGUGAAGAAGAUGUGUGUAGAGUUCCUCAAAGGACAAAUCGAUGCAACAAACUGCCUCGGUAUUUCCUCCCUGGCAGACUGUAUGGACUGUCCCGAGCUGAAGGCAGCAGCAGAGGACUUCUUCCAGCUCCACUUCACUGAAGUCUACAAACUGGACGAGUUCUUGCAACUGGACGUCACUCAGCUCACACACUUACUGCAUCAGGACAAACUCACCGUCCGUGCUGAGGCCCAGAUUUAUGACGCAGCGGUGCGCUGGCUGAAGUAUGAUGUGUGUAACAGACAGCAGUACAUGGUGGAGGUGUUGGGGUGUGUUCGCUUUCCUCUGGUCUCCAAAACCUUCCUCUCCAAGACGGUGCAGGCUGAGCCCCUCAUCCAGGACAACCCGCAGUGUCUCAAGAUGGUCAUCAGUGGGAUGCGCUACCACUUGCUUUCCCUGGAGGACCGAGAGGAUCUUGGAGAGAGCAGCCGACCGCGACGCAAGAAGCACGACUACCGCAUUGCUCUGUUUGGAGGCUCCCAGCCUCAGUCCUGCCGCUAUUUCAACCCUAAGGAAUCCACCUGGACAGACAUCCGCUGCCCCUUCGAGAAGCGCCGGGACGCCACAGCUGUCUUCUGGGACAAUGUGGUCUACAUCCUGGGUGGCUCACAGCUCUUCCCCAUCAAGCGCAUGGACUGCUACAACGUCCUGAAAGACAGCUGGUACUCCAAGCUGGGCCCCCCCACACCUCGCGACAGCCUGGCUGCCUGCGCCGCCCAGGGCAAGAUCUACACGUCUGGGGGGUCGGAAGUGGGCAGCUCUGCCCUCAACCUUUUUGAAUGCUACGACACUAGAACGGAGUCUUGGCAGGUGAAAACCAGCAUGUUGAUGGCUCGCUGCAGCCACGGCUCAGUGGAAGCCAACGGGCUCAUAUACGUCUGCGGAGGCACGGUGGGCAACAACGUGUCAGGCAGAGUCCUCAACAACUGUGAGGUUUACGACCCCAACACUCAACAAUGGAGAGAGUUGUGUGGAAUGAGAGAAGCAAGGAAGAACCACGGGCUGGUGGUGGUCAACAGCAGGAUCUAUGCUGUAGGAGGGCAGGGGGCACUGGGUGGACUGGACUCGGUGGAGUACUACGACAUUCCCAGUAACGAGUGGCGUGCUGCUUCAGCGAUGCCGUGGCGAGGCGUAACAGUGAAGUGUGCAGCAGUUGGUGAGGUCAUCUAUGUGCUGGCAGGGUUUCAAGGUGUGGGGCGGCUCGGACACGUCCUGGAGUACCACACAGAUAGUGACAGGUGGGUGACAUGCAGCAAGGUGCGGGCGUUUCCUGUCACCAGCUGCCUGAUCUGCGUGGUCGACACAUGUGGAGUCAAUGAAGAUGAAGACAUGGACCUCAUAGACUCUCAGUCACAUGCUGCAGCCACUGCCUCUUCAUCUGCCUCGACCUCAUCCUCCUCAUAGGACAAGAGGAGGAUUCAGUGUAUGUUAAAUUGUGACGUUUGAUGACUGUUGUGACAGUUUAUGGAUUCGUCCUUCAGUCUGGUAUGCAGCUGAUGGAGAGCUGUGCAUAUUUAGGCAGAAAACUGGUUUUGUUCUUUAAAUAAGUCCAUUAGCCACAUUUCUUUUUAACUUUUAGCUGUGCCAGAAUUGUAGGUCCUAAUGUUUAAAGUGCCAAUGGUACACUAUUUCAUAAUUUAAGGGAACAAGGAGACUUUUUUUAGUUGCAUACUUAGGCUAAUUUCUUUUAAACAAAAUUUAAAAAAAAGAAAAGCAAAAAAGUGGUAAAUACAAGUGGAGCAUUUUUUAAAAAAUUUGAUUUCUCUGUCCUUAUUUUAAAGAGUUUUGUAAUGUUGUUUCUGUUGUGAGAAUUGUAUUUCAUUCCAGAGUGUAGCAAAGGAGCUUUAAAGGUUGAUUUUUUUUGUUUUGGGGUUAAUUGUUUACUUUAUGUUUCCAUGGGAUAGUAAACCACCUAGCAACAGCCUGCUGAUGUUAUACCCCAUGAAACUUACACCUCGCAAAUUUGUGGGUAUGACAGUUGUCUUGACUUUAAACAUUUAUAUCUCCACAGUGGCAAAAUGCAUUUUUUCGUCACAUUUAAACGUCCAUAUCCCUUUGUUCUUUUGCAAUUUGAACUGUUAACUGAACUGCAUUUCUGAAUUGCUGCAUCUUGGUUGUGUUGUGUACAUAUUUAUAAGAGUAUUUUGUUAAUACACUGUCACUUAAAACUGACUUUAGAAAGAGUGAGUUAACAUUUUUCUCAGCUGUAUGUGGUUACAAGUAAAAAAAAAGUUGAAUGUGAAAAUUGAAAUAAAAACGUGUCAGUAA
Messenger RNA from Plectropomus leopardus (leopard coralgrouper), 3095 nucleotides. RefSeq names its product kelch-like family member 7 (gene klhl7). Gene Ontology annotation, molecular function: protein binding. Gene Ontology annotation, biological process: protein ubiquitination. Gene Ontology annotation, cellular component: Cul3-RING ubiquitin ligase complex. The record is from RefSeq and is a predicted model, not a curated record. Lineage: Eukaryota; Metazoa; Chordata; Actinopteri; Perciformes; Serranidae.